Messenger RNA from Malus domestica (apple), 599 nucleotides. RefSeq lists its product as uncharacterized. NCBI's taxonomy places the organism in Eukaryota, Viridiplantae, Streptophyta, Magnoliopsida, Rosales, Rosaceae. The record is from RefSeq and is a predicted model, not a curated record.
GGUUUGACUAUUGAACAGGUAUAAAAGAAUUGCGGACGAUGUCAAGACCAGUGCUGCUUGUUUUUCUGCUUCUUAUUCUCAUUAUCACUUCCCAGUUUGAGUGGAAGCAACAAGUUGUGCCUGAUCUUGACACUACUCCAAGCAUCUCCAAAAAGCAGAAUCAAAACUCGAAUAGGGAAGUAGCUGUGAAAGAGAAGAUCAUAUUAUUGCAGGAAAAGAACAUUCAGAGACUUAAUGAGCUUGUUCGUAGUCUUCGGCAACAGUUGGUACAGUGUAGGAGCAAGAAUGUGACUAGAAAUCAAACUGUAAGCUUCCUAACAGAACAAGUUACAGAACUUGAACGACAUCAGAUAUUCGAUGACUAGGCUGAGCCCGUGGAAGUAUAUGGAUUCUUGUAAUAUGUUUGAACUGUAAAAACCUUUGUGUUCUUUUACCAGGUUUCACAAUGAAAUUCCACUUAGUUUGAGUGUAGAAUGCCAACCACUCGUGUCAUUGUACCACACUGUAAUUCAAACGUAAGAAUCUUCUCGUCACAUUUUAACCGUUUUUCCCUUUGGUUAAGUGGAAAUUUAAUACUCUGAAAAGUUGUUUCUUCAUGC